AUGUCCACCACUUUAAUUUUUCACUCCAGGGUACAUCAUACUAACAUACGUUCCCAAUUUGUGCCAGAUGGACUUGGAUCCUCACGGAUACGCGAUCGGACUAAUGCGUUGAUACAAUUGGAGGAUGUAAACUUUAAUUCCGCUGCAAUUCGAUCAUCACUGACUCGGGAUGCCUCAUUGAACCUUAUCGAGGCUCUUUCACAAAUGCUAGAUAGGGAAAUGGCAAUAUACAGGAGAAGUUCUUCCAACACGCAGUUGGAAGCAAGGAUAAUCAAGGUUUCACAUCUGCUGAUGAUCGUUAUUUCUGCAAUUGCAAAGUCGUCUAGACUGAUGGCGAUGUUUAGACAGAAACACUACGACAUGAUUUUGAGAUGCUUGACAAACUGCCUUGGCGUGCAUGAAGAUCUUGUGAAUACCGUUUUAUCAAAUGCAAUCAUCAACUGUGUUCAUAGUUUGAACGUCUUGUUUGCUGUUCAGGACUUUAAAGACCAUCUAUCUGUGGCCAGGUACGAAUCUGUGAUUUCUGUAAUUCUAGACGCACUAAACUUUCUGGUAUCAGGUGAUGGAGAACAACUUCAGCAAGGUAACGCUGAGGUUAUCCUUUCUCAAAGCACAGACCCGACUGACGGACCCUUGUUUACAGAGCUUCUAACGCUUUUUAGAGAGUUCAUAUCUCCAAAAUCAACAGCAUCACUGGCACUUUUCGCAAAUAGUAACACGCCAGCUGCCGUUGACAACUACUAUCUUCGAAUCACAAGCAUUCUUGUAAACUACUCGAACAGAUUGCACAAAACCAGAAGGGAAUCCCGGGCUUGCACGGUAAUUAUAUCCAUCGUGAACAGAUGCCUCUUAGACUUAUCCACAUUGGACGUAAAACUUUGCGUCAGGCUUGCAAGGAUGGCUUCAGAAAUCCUUCUUAAUCUCAAGUCGGUCACUUUCCCCCAUCUUAUCGAGCAGACUGUUAUCUUUUUAUAUAUCUCGGCCGACUUUCUUUUCCUUCCGGAUUUUCCCAAGUUGCCUGGAGAUAACUGGAACAUUGACAAAAGAGGAGCACUCCAUCAGUCUUCAAGACUCGAUUCGGAAUUACAAAUCAAACAUACAACAGACCAGACCAAACCAAGCAGUAACGACACUUCAGAUAUAUCAUUUGAUCACUCUGACAUCGUGCUUGCCCCAAGAAGCUCUCUGACCAAUGAUACUUCGUUUGAUCCACAAUUUUCUUCAUCUUCAUCUGAUUCAACAAAUAGCGAGAUGAAACAACUUGCAUUGCAAAUUCAGGCACUAAUAAUGCUUCUUUACGACUUGAUUCAUUCGUCCACUUCUGCGUUUGGCGAGGAUGAUAUACACACCAUUCUAUUCAAACAUUCCAGAAACUCGGCACUGGUUUUUGACCUUGCUUAUCUUCGGUUACGCAACUCGGAUUCACAGCUUUUGUGGCUUUCGAGGAUUUCCAUGGUCAGACUUUUGAAUGUAUAUUUUGAGGCCAAAUUGCAUCUAAACUCAGACAAUCAUCCGGAAUCAGAAAUUACAAAUAAAAGGAGACAUAUAGAAGGUACAUAUCUUGCGGACAGACUAAGAUUUCUUAUUAUGCUGUCGGAAACUUCAAACUCAUCUGAAUUCAUGGCUGAAAUGAUCGACUGGUGCUCUAAUUCCACACAUAUUGGUCUUCUUGGAGCACAACUGCUCACUAUAGGAAUUUCCUACUUUGCCACAAAUGGAUCAAUAAAUAGAGACCACGCAGAUUCAAUAAAGACGAUACUACAGUUACGCUCUAAAUUAAGGCAUGGCUUGAUGCUAAGUAUAAAAAAUCAGGAUAAAAACAUGAAGUACUGGUCUCUCCUCGCUAUAUAUAGUGUGAUUCGAUUGACGACAGAUUUUGGAUCAAUAGACGUGAUUGCAGCUCAAAAGUCCAUUGUUGACACCAUAAAUAGAUACUUCGAACUAGCGUUUGAGUUGUUCAAAGAUCAGAAGUUAUGUCGUCCAGCCUGCUCAGUUAUAUGUGCGUUAUUUCCUCUUCUUAGAAAACUCAAGAAUGCCCCAACUUUCGAGUUUACGUUUCAGAAACCGGUUCUUCAGCAGUUAGAGGCUGCAAUUUCGUUAUCCGAAGUGAGUGGACCAUAUCAGAUUUGUAAAGAGUCUGCCCUCUUUUGGUUUUACUCAUUCUUCGUCUGUAAGGACUGUCGAUUUUCCUCCAUACGCUUUGGUAACGAAAUUACCGACGGAAACUUACAAAGUGGACAACUUUUCAGUAGACUACUUGGUAGAUGGAUGUUAAUGAAGAACUCGCAAAUACUGAAUUUAAAUUGUACAGAUGAUAUUGAACUUGUGUCUGUGCUUUUGAGGUGGGCAGAGGGAGAGAAUGUCAAAAUUUCGGAAUUUAUAUUUGAUCAUACCUCUAUUUUCGGCGAGGUUUCAAAUACGCCCAAUAAAGAUAGUAGUGUGUCUAUUACCUGUUUUGAUCAUGGAACAAAGUCUCUUCUCCGAGAAUUUGUUUUGCUACAUCGAAAAACAGCAAUUGAUCACAAGUUUGAGUUCAGAUCGGUCGCGUACCUUUCAAACAUAACACCACUAGUGACAGAGACAAAAUUAACAAAUGAUAUCAGAGAUAGAUACCGGAGGAGCUUAUUAAGCUCAGUGAAGUCGACUUCCGACUUUCGUAGGUUAAUAGCUGGGGCUGAUCAUCUUUCAGACAAGAUCAAAGCUAUGGAUGACAUGACAGAGAGUUUACCUCUUUUGGAUGCGGAAAAAACAGAUACAAAGAAAUUACUUUUAUUUGUUAAUGCCAUUAAUCAACUUUCUUGCAAACACAUGAGCAACUUGAAGACUCUUUUCAGUUCAAUAGACCCUCUUAGCAUUGGAAAGAAGCUUGCAGGCGGAUGUGCAUCAGAUGAGCACGUAUCACACUCAAAAGAGGAGGAAGAGGAUACACAAAUGAUGGAUGAGAUGUUUGUUCAACAACAUCAUGAAUGGGAAUCAACUGUUAGUAUUGGAAGUGUCAAAGUUUACAAUUACAAAAACUUGAUGACAUGUCCUUCACUUGAAAUGAAAAUUGUGAAGUUUAUUUUCAAAAUGCGCAUUAUCGCUGGGUAUGAUGUAUCGGCAGCAAUCGAAAAAUGCUUGUACGUUAUACGUACUGAAGCUUCUGCUUUAAAAUCACUUGCGUUCUAUUUUCAAAUAGAGCUUGAACUUGAGUACUUGGAACAAUCACAGAACAUAACAGAAACGGUGAUGAAAAGCCUUCUUUCUAGUUUGAUGGACUUACUCCAGCAGCAUCAGACCAAGACUUAUGAGCUUACAAUUUGGGUAAUGUGCCGGUUAUUUGGUCGCUUUGCAAAAGAUUGGAUUACCAGUAGCAACACAGCAUUUAAAGAAGAUUGCUUUGAGGUUUGGCGAUAUUUUUCGCUUCUGCAUGAUAAAGGAAUGCUUUAUACGGAUAUGGAAGUUACUGAGUUUGGAUCAUGUUGCUUUCGGAUAGCAGGGUGUAUGUAUGAUUUAGAAAUGAGGGAUGAAGACGGGGGACCAAUCACAUUUGAGAAAAUACUUGCCAAAGGUUGCUCGUGCUUCACAGAGUUGAACAAUUUUGGGAAAGUAUAUUUGGGACAGUUGAUGUCUGCACUAAUAAAGAGAUGCCCCUUUGAGGAACGACUUUUGCUCUAUAAUAGAUUUAUUGAUUCCUUUAGGCAACCUCAAAAAUCCAUAGAAAGCUCUUCAACUUUCGACUAUUUUCUCUCUGUCAUGUCUACUGCAUCAGACAGCUUAACAUUAUCUGCUGUGUGCCAUUUGCUUGAAUUUUCCCAAUAUAAGCAGUCGAAGAAAUAUCUUGCAUACUCUCUUCAAGAUGUUGUUGAUUCAAACGGACUUGGGAGCAUCGAUAGUUUCUUUCAGGAUUUCAAAGUUUUCAUAUUUAAAUGUUGGAGAUCUUUUGAGUUACCAUUACAGGAUUUUCCAUUUGAAACAUUUGGAUACACCGAUUUUAAGACUUUAGUGACUUUCAACAUCAAAGAGCUAACUGCAAUAGCUCUCUCGUAUGAUGAUAAACGUGCUGUGAAGCAGAUCGCUGAAAUAGCUGGGAAGCCUCAAAAAAAUAUCGUUGAAGACUCUGUUUCAUUAUCAAUUCCACUUGCAUGGACCAAUGACGGGUGUGGAAAGAAUAUUUUCAACACGAUAGAGGUUUUUAUGAAGAAAACACAUACAAAAUCGGCUAUCAAAACCCAAAUUUUAUUAGUGAUUUUGGAAAGUAUCAGGCUAUGUGAUUGCAGCUCUGAAAUAGUGUUGAAUAAAGCUAUAGAAAAGAAGUUUCCUACUGAAUGCCUUCAUCUAGGAAGGCUCGACGUAGCGGCAUUUAAACUUCAAAAUUCGAUAAGUGAUGAGGCAUAUAAAGAAAUGGGGCUGCUCAUUGAGCCCUCUAAGUUGUUUGAUCUUUGGGAUGAACUCACCUCUUUUGCAGGUGCUAAAAGAUUUUGGGAUAUUCCAAGUGUUCAUUUCAUUUUAGUAAGGAUUCUCUAUUGGCUGGAACAUUCGCUUCUGAUUUCAGAGCAAAAGGGACUCUUAAGAAAAGCUUUGGUAGUUAUCUGGAUAUUUCCAAAGCUUUGUGCUCAAGCCUUUGUUUGUCAAAGGGCCAUGCAGACUGUAGCAACCUUUUUUAAGAUUCUCGAUCUAAGGAGAGACACAUUAAAUUUGGCUUUGGCAAUCAUACAUUGUGCUGCAAAGUGCAAUAAAAAUAUGUUGGGUGAUGUUUUGCUUCCUGUGGUUGCCGAACUUUUAAAAAUUAAUGAAAAGAGCUCUGAUUUGCUCCAGUUUGCAAAUACAAUAUUGCAAAUGGUUGACGAAAUUGACGUGGAUGCAAACGAUUUGGUUCUAAGCACCGCCAUCAAGGGAAUAAGGUCAUAUUUGGGUAUGACAAUCAAGUUUGACUUUAAGUACAUUAUAAACAUUCUCAUGAACAACAUGGGCGAUUGCAGAUGGCUUCUUCAGGUUGUUUCGCAUAUGCUGCCAGCAAACAUUUGGCAAACAGUCAAUCCAGAGGAAGAUAGGAGACAGAAGUUUGUUGAUAGACUUUACAAGAUACAGGUUAAAUAUGGUGAUGAUUUGACACCCGAAUUCAAGUCUGGGAUGGGUUACAUUAUUGGCACAUAUUACUCCGAAACUGGGCGGGUUCCUCACUUUGAAAGUUAUGAAUUCGAUAAAUCGAUGUUUGAGUAUUACUCUGAUCCGGAAUUCGAAUCAAGGGCUAAACGACUAGAUAUACUAUUUAUGAAAAUGGCAGAGCAGUCAAGGAUUCAGGCUGAUCUUAAAAGUACCAUUUGCUUUGAACAGGUUGCCGGACAGAUAGUCUACCGAAAGAGGAAAUCGGAACAGGUUGAAGGCUUCGUCAAUUAUGAGGAGGUGUUUCACGAUAUUGAAGCGUACAUUUACCCGAUGAGUGAUUAUACAAGCUCACUUUCUGGAACCCAACUGGGGAUGUCGAGUUCUACGCCGUUCAAAGAGUUCUUGGAAGGAUUGUUGCCUAUUCUGAAGUCUCUAAUGAAGAGAGUACCGUUUGAGAAAUGGAUUCAGAGGGUAGUUCUUGCACUGAUAAGCGAGUUAGGGGGUCGAUCGUCCAUCGUUGCAGCGUUAGAGUCGUAUAUCUUGCAUAUUCCCGAUUUUUCCAAGCAGUGCUUUGCCCCACUCGUGGUCUACUACGUGGAAAACGAGCCUGCAAAGAGAGGGAGGCAGAUAUCGAGCAUGAUCAACACUUUUUUCGGCAGCGACACGUCUGCGAUGUCAAAGGAGGCGGUCGAUCUUUUCUUGGAGAUCGUGCUUCUUAUUCGGAUGGGUGCAAAGAGACGCAGACCGAAGUUUGUGAACACAUACGUUCUAUUGCAUCAUUGCGAGAUCUAUAAGGCAGCACAAAGGGCAGGCCGGCCGAAAACGGCAUUGAUGCUGCUGGAGGAGUACUACGAAGAAGAUUUUGGCAGUGUGAGGGAGGAUUUGGGGAAGAAUAAGAAGCGAGAGAAGGAUUUGUGGAAAACAGCAGAGUACACAUUCUUGACCGAGGUGUACACAUCCUUGGAUGAGGAUGAUCUCUUCUUUGGUCUUCCUGCCCGUCCGGAUCUGGAGUGUGGCGGCAAUUAUGUUCGGCAUAACGGCAAGAAAUCGGGAGCGGUGAUGCUUGAUAAUGCAACAUUCGAGACUGCAUUGUCCGGCAGGGAUUCGGGCGAGACGGUAUCGAGAACAUCGAGGAAGCUUGCCCUGGAUAUGCUGAAUAUGGGAUACUCGGGUGUAUCUUCGGCACUAUAUGGAUAUGGCGGUGAGGAGAGCAGCUAUGGUGGAAAUGGGGCAGGAAGCAUCGAUACAGUUUACGAGAGAUCGUGGAAGCUCGGCAAGUGGGACCUCCCUACACCGGACCGUCCGAGCAACGAGCACCAAAGCAUAUACAGGGCGUUGAAGGCCCUCCACGAUAGCAAUGGAUCAAAGAUGGUGGAGUGCUGCUGGAAGAACAUUCAGGAAACACUCGAGAGCCAUGACAGGUUUGUGAACGGGGCACAAAGCAGCUGUGCGAAGGGAUUUUCGGCGUGGUGCCGGACCCUUGCCGUUUCGUGCAGCAUGAAGGACAUGAUGGAGCUGGAUACGCCGCAGAAAGUGGCAUGUUACGUGAACAAGCUGGGCAAUGCCGAUCAGUGGGGGCUCAGGCAGGAGGCAGAGGCGUCGGAAAGCCUGCUUCUUGGAAGAAAGAUGGGGUACGAGCUGGUCGGGAAGUACGGAGGAGGCAGGUUGGAAAACGAGGCUGCGAUAGGGGUGAUGAACGAGAUGCACGGCUACGGGAGGCUAAUGCGGUGCAAGGGUGAGACGCAGAAGAGUCUGAAUGCCGCAGUUUGGUUGAACCGGUUUGCAGAGCGGCGAGAUUUGUGUGACAAGGAUGCCCGGGCGUUCAUUGAGAGAGUUGCGAAGUUUGACAUGGCGGCUGCCUUCUGGAAGCAGGGAGAAGAGACACGGUUUCCGGUGGAGAUCUUGAAGCGGUUGGCGAAGGAGGAAUUUCGCGUGGCGAGGGGUGUAAGGACGCCGAUGCUGACCCGGGAGUUGCUGAAUGCGUACAUUGCGAAGUGGAGCAACGAGUCGCGGCAGGCGACCCCGGAGGACAUAUUGGUUGAGGUGGAGAGGAGUGUGGAGGGAGCAAGUGAGAAGAUCGUGGGAGAUGUGACGGCACGAAACACGUUGAGCAGGACGUACUCGAUGUUUGGGGAGUUCUGCGACAGCGAGCUCCAGUCCGGGGAGCUAGAUGCAAAAAUUAUGAAGCUGAAACGGAGCUGCCGGAGACUGGAGAGGGACCUGGAGCAGGUGGAGCGGUACAUUGAGGAGAACUUGGUUGGCAAGGCUGCGGAGAAGAUGGGGGUCGAACAGAGGAAGAGAGCGAGGCGGAAUGCGAAGAAGGAGCACUCGAGGCUAAAGCUACGGAGCAGGAUGGAGAUGGAGGAGCUCCGGGAUGCGUGCGAGAGCAGGAGGAAGUACGUUGAGCGGGCAAUCGAGUUGUACUUGAAGGCAGUUGCAGCAGGCGGCAGUCGCGACGUUGAGUCGGCGAUGGACCGGUUCUGUGGGUUGUGGCUUGAGAACAGUGAUGUGGCUGUGAGCCGGGCGAGCGUGGGUGCAGUUCCGGCUUAUGAGUUUGUUUCGUGGACGAACCAGCUGUCGUCUCGGCUGCUUGACGAGAAAAGCGAGUUUCAGAGCACGCUCAGCGAGGUUUUGGUGCGUGUGUGUCUCCGGCACCCGUUCCACUGCCUCUACCAGGUGAAGUCGUUGCGUAUGCGGGGGCAGGCCGGGGACGCGGCGUGUGAGUCGCGGGGGCGGGCCGCGGAGAGGCUGUGGGAGGUGCUAGGGGGGCUCCGGGGGAGGUUCUGGGUGGAGCGGAGCGAGGGUGGGGGUGCUUUGGGCGGCGGGGACGUUCUCGGGGCCGUGGACGGGCUGUGUGAGGCGGCGGUGCAGAUUGCCGGGGUGCAGAUGAAGGCAGCAGGCAAGAGUGUGCGGCUUGCGAGUGUACCGGGGGGAGAGUGGUGGGAGCGGGAGCUCCCGAGACUAAACAUGCCGUCCCCGGUGUCGCGGGUGGCCGUGGAGAAGACCGGGCGGUACCGGGCGGGCCGUGUGGCCGUGGUGGCCGCGGUGGAGGGGAAGAUUUGCACGGCGUCGUCCGGGGUGAGCCGGCCGAAGCUGGUGACGGUGGUUCUUUCCACCGGGGAGAGGCAGCGGGUGCUGAUCAAAGGCGGGGCGGACGAUCUCCGGCAGGAUGCGAUCAUGGAGCAGGUGUUUGAGAAGGUGAACGGGCUGCUGGGGCUGGACAACGAGACCCGGCGGCGUGGUGUGCGUGUGAGGACGUACCGGGUGGUUUCCUUGGGGCCCGGUAGCGGCCUGAUAGAGUUUGUACGGAACUCGCUGCCGCUGUACGAGGUGCUCCGCCGGCUGCACGCGGGCGACCCGGUGGCCAUUGACGAGGCCCGGGCCCGCAUGCGUGAUAUCCAGGCCGGGUCCCCCGGUGACCGCCUCGCCGUGUACCGGGAGCUCACACGGGGCAUCCCGCCCGCCUUUGCCCGCUUCUUCCUCGACAACUUCCCCGCCCCGGACGCCUGGUACCACGCCAGGCUGCUGUACUCCCGCGGGGUCGCCGCCACUUCCAUCGUGGGCCACAUUCUCGGCUUGGGCGACCGCCACUGCAACAACAUCCUCAUCGACCGGGCCUCGGGCGAACCAGUGCACAUAGACUUGGGCGUGGCCUUCGACCAGGGCCGGUACCUCCCGAUCCCCGAGAAUGUACCCUUCCGGCUCACCAGGGACAUCGUGGCUGGUUUCGGCAUCUCCGGAACUGAGGGCCUCUUCUCCAAGAGCUGCGAACACGUCUUCCGCGUGCUUAGAACCCACUCCCAGUACAUCUGCGGCAUCUUGAACGUCUUGAAGUACGACCCGCUCUACUCCUGGACACUUUCCCCGUUGCGAAUUCACCAGUUACAACAUCUACAGGGCGACAACGUGCCACUCGGCCGCCUCCUUGGCCGCGAUACCGGCUCAGAGGCCAGCCUGGCCAUCAGUGUUGUCCAGAAGAAGCUCGCAGCAGACGGCUUGGGCGAUGAAGCUGCUGUCCGGGUCCUCAUUCGUGAUGCAACCGACCCGCUCAACCUUGCAACCAUCUACAUGGGCUGGUGCCCGUUCCUCUAG
Brettanomyces bruxellensis is the source of this 9180-nucleotide messenger RNA. RefSeq lists its product as uncharacterized. The coding region runs from base 1 to 9180 and encodes 3059 amino acids. The record is from RefSeq and is a predicted model, not a curated record. Gene Ontology annotation, biological process: negative regulation of TORC1 signaling; DNA damage checkpoint signaling; protein phosphorylation. The transcript has a single exon. Gene Ontology annotation, cellular component: nucleus. Gene Ontology annotation, molecular function: protein binding; protein serine/threonine kinase activity. NCBI's taxonomy places the organism in Eukaryota, Fungi, Ascomycota, Pichiomycetes, Pichiales, Pichiaceae.